GGGAGCGGUGGCUCCUGGAGGGGAAUCUGCUGCAGGACACUCAUGCAGCACAGAGCCGAAGAGAACGGGGCUGCUGAUCAGAGCUGUGAUGGGAUCCAGCUCCUUUCGGAAGCCGUGUGGUCAGCCGAUGAAAUUGCUGAGCUGUGUUACCUGCACUAUAGGACCGGACUCCCUAAGCAGGGGAAGCCAGAUCCGAGCAGGGAGUGGACUUCACUGGCAGCUGUUGUCAAAGUGGAGUCCACGACCCAAAGAGGGGUUCUUGCUAGUCCAGGGGCUCUGCAGGUUACAAAGGAAGUUGUUGCUAUGGGAACAGGAACAAAAUGUAUUGGCCAAAACAAAAUGAGAAAAACAGGAGAUGUUCUGAAUGACAGUCAUGCUGAAAUUGUGGCCAAGAGGAGCUUCCAGAGGUAUCUUCUCCAUCAGAUGUGGCUGGCAGCUUCCCAUCAGCAGUGCAGUAUCUUUAUUCCAGGAACUGAAACUGGGAAAUGGAAACUCAAACCAAAUGUCAUAUUUGUUUUCUUCUCCAGUCAUACCCCAUGUGGAGAUGCUUCUAUUAUUCCAAUGACUGAACCAUCAAACCUAAGUAGGCUAGCAACUGGAGCUGAUGCGGUUGGACAGUUAGCAGAGUGUAGAAGUAACCAUGAUCAUUUGGGUCCAGAAGAUACAAGGAAAUCAAAGAAAAUGGCAAGUGAUCAUAGAGUCAAGAGAAUGAAAACUGACAAUGAUGGUUAUUUUUCCAUAAUCACUGAAGAUGUGGCUGUUCAGCAAGGAUCUGUGGAACGAGAAGUUGACACAGAUCCAGAGAGCUGUGAAGAUUCUGCAGAGAGGCAAACAGCUAAUAAGGAGACUACUUUAGGGAGACCAAAGGUAGCAGAUGUUUAUAGAACUGGAGCAAAAUGCGUGCCUGGAGAGCUGAGUGAUUCCCGAAUACCUGGGCUAGGUUAUCACUCUGUGGGGUUAUUACGAGUGAAGCCAGGUCGUGGGGACAGAACAUGCUCAAUGUCCUGCAGUGAUAAACUGGCUCGCUGGAAUGUAUUAGGAUGUCAAGGAGCUCUUCUGAUGCAUUUCCUGCAGUAUCCAUUGUAUCUGUCAGCAAUUAUAGUGGGGAAGUGUCCCUACAGCCAAGAAGUCAUGCGGAGAGCAAUUAUUGAAAGGUGUCAGCACAUCUCGUGUUUACCAGCUGGUUUUGUCACCCAGGAGGUUAAGCUGCUGCAGUCAAAUCUUCGGUUUGAGCACAGCCGUCAGGCAAUUCAGGAAGCUCAGACUAACAGCAAAACAAAGCUUGUGCCUUGCAGUGCAGCUAUCAGUUGGAGUGCAGUCCCUGAGCAGCCUCUGGAUGUCACCUCAGAUGGCUUCCGGCAGGGAACAACAAAGAAGAUGAUUGGGAGCCAUCAGAGCAGAUCCAAGAUCUGUAAAGUGGAACUCUUCCAUACAUUCCAAAAGCUGGUGAUGAGUAUUCCGCCUGAGGAUCUGCCAGACACUCUCCGGAUGAAGACUCUGGAAACCUACUGGGACUACAAGGAAGCUGCAGUAAAUUAUCAAGAAGCCUGGAAAGUGCUGCGUGGCCAAGCCCUGAUGGGUUGGGUCAAGAAUACCAAGGAAUACCUGUGCUUCACAUGA
This is a messenger RNA of Melopsittacus undulatus (budgerigar), 1620 nucleotides long. It is a transcript of the gene ADAT1, whose product is annotated as adenosine deaminase tRNA specific 1. Gene Ontology annotation, molecular function: tRNA-specific adenosine deaminase activity; RNA binding. Gene Ontology annotation, biological process: tRNA processing. The transcript has 9 exons. Lineage: Eukaryota; Metazoa; Chordata; Aves; Psittaciformes; Psittaculidae. Bases 43 to 1620 code for a protein of 525 amino acids. The record is from RefSeq and is a predicted model, not a curated record.